AUGGCACAGGCUGCCAAGAAGAAGCUGGUCGUCGCAGGAGGCAAUGGGUUUCUCGGUUCGCGAAUCUGCAAAUCCGCCGUCGCCAGAGGUUGGGAUGUUACUUCCAUAAGUCGCUCAGGCGAGCCGACAUGGUCCUCAGUAACUUCCUCGACAGAGCCUCCACCUUGGUCCAAGUCCGUAAGCUGGGCAAAAGGUGACAUCUUAAAACCCACGACCUACACCUCCCACCUCAAGGACGCCGAUGCAGUGGUGCAUACGAUGGGCAUCUUGCUCGAAGCAGACUAUAAAGGGGUCAUCUCUGGAAAGGAGUCCAUUAUCUCGGGUCUAUCUAGGGCGUUCAGUCCCACCAAGGCCGGGAGCUCCAAGAAUCCACUCGACCGAAAGCCAGGCGAAGGGUUAGAAAAGGGCGAAAAAGACCGCCAGAUCACCUAUGAAUUGAUGAACAGAGACUCGGCCAUUGCAUUGGCACAAGAAGCUGAGAAUGCUGGUGCACACACGUUCGUCUACAUAUCUGCCGCCGCGGGUGCGCCCGUCCUUCCUUCGCGAUACAUUACCACGAAGCGAGAAGCAGAGACCACAAUAGCAAGCCAGAUGACCAAGCUACGGAGCAUCUUUGUAAGACCCGGGUUCCUGUGGGACAACAGCCGCAAAUUCACCCUGCCCAUAGCCGCCUCUGGCAUGGUUGGGAGCACGGUGAACAGUCUGGUCGGAGGCAGCUUAACUGGUAUAUUCGGUGCAGCCGUCGAGAAGCCUCUGAAGGUGGACCUAGUCGCGGACGCAGUGGUUGAAGCCAUUGCCGAUGAGGACAUGAAGGGUGUUUUGGAUACGAAGGCGAUUGAGGCUCUGGCUGCAAAAGCCUGGCGAAAGACGAUGCUGUGA
Molecule: messenger RNA, 879 nt
Organism: Fonsecaea nubica
Lineage: Eukaryota; Fungi; Ascomycota; Eurotiomycetes; Chaetothyriales; Herpotrichiellaceae
Exons: 2
Coding region: 1-879 (292 amino acids)
Cellular component (GO): mitochondrion
Molecular function (GO): protein-containing complex binding
Source: RefSeq, a predicted model, not a curated record